Molecule: messenger RNA, 4114 nt
Organism: Neocloeon triangulifer
Lineage: Eukaryota; Metazoa; Arthropoda; Insecta; Ephemeroptera; Baetidae
Gene: l(3)mbt
Product: lethal(3)malignant brain tumor-like protein 3
Exons: 15
Coding region: 149-3784 (1211 amino acids)
Biological process (GO): regulation of DNA-templated transcription
Cellular component (GO): nucleus
Molecular function (GO): protein binding
Source: RefSeq, a predicted model, not a curated record
CUUUCAAUUCCGGCCGCUCGCUCGCUUGUUUUGCCAUACAAGCCCUCCUCGUGAUAAGUCGACCCGCCUGCCUUUGAGGCGCUCAAAUCAAUUGCCCUGAUCACCGAAUUAUUGCCCAGGUUUCUUUUGCACUGGUGCAAAAUCACGAAUGAGCUCAACACAACCAAACAUCAUUAAAGUUUACUCUCCAAGUACCAAUAAGGCAGCUGCUAUAACAACGGCAGCCUCUUCUGCCUCCACAUCAACAUCAACCACUGACUCAAGUAGCCUGUCAACAAACAUUACAAUUCCAAGCAAUGCAGCAGCAUCGCGAAUGCUGGUCCCUGCAUUUCUGAUCCCCAAACCAGACGGAACCUCUACCAUUGCCCAUAUUGUACCAACAACACAGGCAGGAGGGACUAUUUCUUCUGGUUCACAGACUUUCCAAAAUCUUAUUAUCAACACUGGCUCAAGGAAUGCACAGGGAUCAAGCACCCUGCUUGGAGUUUUGACCCCGCUUGGGAGUGGUGGCCAAAGUGCUGUCAAAGUCGUGACAACAGGUGCACCUGCUGGAGCAAAAAUCAGCAUCACACCUUCUGCAUCUUCAACCACUAAGACCACCACUACUGUUCCAGCAACGAAUGUCUUGACAUUUUCAAGAAAAGUGACUAAAGACUCUCCGGCAGCGCAAGGCAACUCGAUUGUGCAAAUUGCUCAGCAGGUUAUGAAUCAACUGAGCAAGAUCUCUCCUGGACAGCAAGCAAAGAAAAUGCAGCCCUUAGCAGGAGGUGAAAUGGUUGACACGGCUGAAAAGGGAAAAGACGCAAGUAAUGCCACAGCAAAGCCCUCCAUUGAAUUCAAAUUGCCAACUGGAAGCGUGGAUCCAGCUAAUGUCACAUACAAAAAAAUGAGCGACGGAAGCUACAUGGCCAUCGUGAACGAGUUCCCGAAUCUAAUUACUUUUAAAGGUCCUACAGACACAGAAGCAAACGAGAGUGUUGAAGGUGAAGAGAAAAAGCAAGAGGUUUCUGCAGGAGAAAAGCAGAAUGAUGAGGCCAAGGGCAUUGUUUUAGAGUCGGAUGAAAAAAUGGAAGAAAUGACAGAGCUUUUGGAGCAAGACAUUUCUGAGGGCGCUGGCCAAUGUGACCAGACCCGCCAAAGCCAGGAACUGAAGAAAGACGAAGCUGAAAGUGAAAAUGAUUCCGAUGAUAAAGGAGACAAGAAAACUGAUGAAGAAAAACCGAAGCCUCCUCCUAGGCAGUUCAAGAGACCUAGCAUUUUAGGCUCCAGAAAGACUGAUAAACCCACUCAAGCAAUGCUUAAGGAGAAACUUCAGGAAGAGCUGAGGAGAAUGGAUGCAGAAGAAAAGAUUGUGGAAGCAAAUAAAAAGAGAAAACAAAAAUUUGUACGCGACAAAAAAACUGGUGCUAAAAUUGCAACAAAAAUUGACGAGAGCCUCAUUAAGCCUGCCAUAGAAGACUUUGACCCAGCCAAUCUUCUUGAGUGGCGAGAUGGUGUUGGCGUUUUGCCUGGAAGCAAUUUAAAGUUCCGAGUAAAUGAGCUUGGUCUCAUGGAAUUGGUUGAGGAGUCUGAGGAUUCUGACAUGGAGCUGGACACAGAAGAUUUGCUAAAAAAGUGUGAAAAUAUUCCCUUCAUCCAUAACAAAACCAAAUCAGACGCAGACGGUGAAACUGUGCCCAAAAAGAGGUCCAGAAAAGAAAAAGUGAGCUCAUUGGACACCUGUUGUUGUGAGCAGUGUGGCUGCUAUGGGUUGGCAUCCGAGUUUAUAAAGAAAAGGUUUUGCAGUUCAACAUGCUCUGAUAAAUUUGAAAAGCGCAAAGCUGCUAUUCGCAAAAAGAAAGAACAAGAAGAGUUGGAAAAACUUGAAAAAAAGCGUGCAGAAGCGGCUGAGGUACAACUUCAGAUGCUGGACACAUCAAAGUGGACAUUUUCUGCAAUUGGCUCAGAAGAGGGAACCAGUGAGGCUUUGCCCUGUCCUGAUUCGCCAGAUCCUGAAGAAACUCCAACGUCAGAUAGUGUACUUGGAGAUAGCAAACCAAACACUGAACCAAGUUCGCCUGCACCGUCUUCAUCAGCUACUCCAAUCAGUGACCCUGAAGAAGAUCCAAGAAACAACGAGGGAUAUCCGAAUGAUAUGCCGUGGAUUAAUUUUAACACUGACCGAACUCCUAACUUCUUGUGGCCCAAGUACCUGGAAUUUACCAAGACUAGAGCAGCUCCAGCUAAGCUAUUUGAAGAGGGUGGAUUUCCAGACAGGGCCAAUGGUUUUAAGCCUGGAAUGAAACUGGAAGGCAUCGAUCCUCGCAUUCCAUCUCAGUUUGUUGUUCUGUCAGUGGUUGCCACAAAAGGAUUCCGGGUAAAGCUUCACAUGGAUGGUUCUAAUGACGCCAAUGAUUACUGGGUCAAUGCUGACAGCAAGGACAUUUUUCCUGCAGGACAUUGCGAAAAGAUUGGGAGAAAAUUGACGCCACCCAAGGCUUUUGCAAAGAAAUUUACCUGGGCGCAUUAUUUGAAAGUAACCAAUGCUCCCCUGGCGCCAAGAAACUUAUUUGUCCACCGUCAAACUAGCAAAAAUGCGUUGGGACCCAGUGGAUUCAGAGUUGGGAUGAAGCUUGAAGCCCUUGACAAAUCCAAUCAUGAACUAGUUUGUGUUGCGACAGUGACAGACAUUUUGGGUGGCCGCAUUCUUAUCCAUUUUGAUCUUUGGGAUGAUACUUAUGACUACUGGGCUGACCCAUCAUCCCCAUACAUCCACCCUGUAGGUUGGUGUGAUUCUGUGGGAGUGGAAUUGUUGCCUCCAAAAGGCAUGAAGGACUUCAGCUGGGAUGAUUAUUUGCAAGAGACAAAAUCUCAAGCUGUUCCAAUCAGGGCUUUUAAGCCAAAAACUUGCCCUGGUUUUAAAAAGGGAAUGAAACUGGAGUGUGUUGACCCAAGAUUCCCUCAAUUAAUAAGGGUUGGAUCAAUUCUUGAAGUGAAGAAUAGCAGAUUACACAUAGGUUUUGAUAACUGGCCUUUGGAGACAUCUACGUGGAUGGACUGCGAUUCCCCUGACAUACAUCCGAUGGGCUGGUGCAACAAAACAGGGCACCCUCUUGGCCCACCGCCUGUGCCAGGUGUUGAAUACCAGUGUUAUACCCAAGGGUGCCGAGCCCUUCUGAAAAACAGCCAAUUUGUUCUACCUCACAUGGGAUCUUGUCCAUUGUCGACAUCAAAUUUGGCCAAGGCUAGACUUUGCAGAUACAAAGACUGUAAACAGAAGCAACUGGAAGAAAAAGUAGAGUCAAAAAUGGAGGAGGAGGAAGAGGAAGAAGAAAUGCCAGAGGAGGAUGAGGCAACAAUCGAGAACGAGGACCCCCAGAUUGAAGUUCCGCAAAUUAGGAGAAGGAAGAUUAGAGGCAUCGAGCUUGUCGUCACCAAGCCCAUGAGCGCCUCUGUUCGAUCCGAUGUGCAUGACUCUGUGUUCAGGCCUGGAUAUGCACCUUCUGUAAAGAGCAUGCCAGUCUCCCGGGCUACACAUUCAAAACUUGUCAACUGGAGCAGCAUUGAUGGCAAAUUUGAUACAAAGGCCGAUAGCGUCAAGAAAUGGUCACCAGAAAAGGUAUCGUCAUUUACCGAGCAAGUUAUAGGAGCAAAAGACAAGACUAAAAUAUUUAUUGAUGAGAAUAUCAACGGAAAUGCCUUCCUAAUGCUCAGUCAAUCUGACCUUGUGGAUUUGCUUGGGUUCAAAAUUGGCCAAGCUGUCAAAAUUUACAACAGCAUUCUGCUCCUCAAAGAAGAUAAGUGAGUCAACAAUGUUGUUUAAUGUAACUAUAAUACAAAACUGAAUCGUUCAAUUUUCACUUAACGUCUUAUUGGUUUACCAUAUGCUGUAUAUUGAUGCUGUGUCCUGCAACAUGCUUUAUGUCAUAAAUCAAUCAAGGAUAAUCAUUUUUUCAGAAUAUUUUUGCGCUGACUUUUACUGAUCCAGUUUUCUUUAACUGGCACAAUGAGCUCACAUUGUUGUACAUAUUAUAAUGAAGCUGCGAAAAGCUAACAAAUUUUUUUGUCAUUGGAUUGAGACGUUCCAAAUGUAAAUAACAAUAAAACUUAAAUAUAUAUCUAUAAAUUCUGAUGA